Messenger RNA from Pestalotiopsis fici W106-1, 432 nucleotides. RefSeq lists its product as uncharacterized. The transcript has a single exon. NCBI's taxonomy places the organism in Eukaryota, Fungi, Ascomycota, Sordariomycetes, Amphisphaeriales, Sporocadaceae. Bases 1 to 432 code for a protein of 143 amino acids. The record is from RefSeq and is a predicted model, not a curated record.
AUGCGCGGAAAGGCAAUCACUCUUGAAAUACUCCCAACUUACCACACUGGAGUCAUGCCUGCACAACAGCCGUGCUCAUCCCAAGAUGAUUCCUCCGUGGUAUUCAACAACUACAGCCACAUCAUCACCGCCAGCAUCAGGCCACAGACCUCGAUGAGCAGCACUGACGGAGGAGAGUUCAAAAAUCAUGCUCAGACCUGGGAUCUGGUCCUCUCAAAUAUGCUCGCCGCUGCUCGGUGCGCUCACUGGCACAGACACAAGUGCGAAAAGACGGCAGAAAUCGGAGGCUUAUGCGAGGAGUGCUCGAAGGGGCAAUGUGGGUUUUCUGAAAUGGACACCAGUCUACCCGUUUUCGGCGCUGCAGAGACUCACUUGGCAUUGUCUGUCGUUGGCCGCAAGAGCUCAUGGUGUGCCUGGCAUGGACAGAGGUGA